UAUGACGCCAUGAAUGAAGUAGGAGUUCGAAAAAGUGAGAAGGAACUAGUGUCAAAGGCGCUCAGCGAAGACCUUGAAUAUGGCCCCGGAAUCGUGGAGAAGCUUAGAGCGAAAUUCCAGCGCUUAUCUGGAAUAGUUAGCCGUGAUGCUAAGGUUUCUCCACAUGCAACUGGGAAGAGAUGCCCUUCAGUGGACGACAUCCUCUCGACUUCUGAGGAGAAACGAAGAUCCAACAGGUCUUCAAUUUCGUCAAGUGGGCAAUCGCCGGUACCGCUUUCAUCGCUGUCGAGACAUCAGUCUCGAUCUACCGGUGAUAUGAUAAAUGCUAUGAUUCUGGGAAUCUUUGUUAGAAAUAGCCAACCUCAAACAACCAAAAAAGUCGAUAUGACAUCACACAUUCCUGAGGCCGAACCUGCUGUAUUUGUACGAACUGAUGAUAUUACAUCAGCUAUCAAUUCAAGCCCUCCACCUGAAGAACCGAAACCAAGAGUGGUUGCUAAUGACUACAUUCCCAAAGCUUGUGCAGCAGAAAAUUCGCAUUCAAUUUUACCUCAGACUUUAUCACAGCGGAUAACCCCUCACAAUGAAGACGAAAUUGGAGUAACUGAGAUGCAGCGUUUACUGCAUAAGUUCCAACGGGCAAGAGACGAGCGUCAGUUGGAAGAGAAGAAGUCAGUGGCUGCGUUCGAACUACCGUCAAACCUUCCCUCCUCAGCUCCAAAGCGAAACUUCGUCCAUGCCGUUGUUGGAGUUCGACUUUCGGGUUCACCAACCACUUCUGAUGGUCAGCCUAUCAAUGGUUCUUUGGGUUUGAAUAAACCUAACGUCGUCAAUAUCUCUGUCAGAAGUGACACGUCAACACUUCCCAGUAAACAAAGUAAGUCACCUAACAGUUUUUAG
Messenger RNA from Haemonchus placei, 900 nucleotides. NCBI's taxonomy places the organism in Eukaryota, Metazoa, Nematoda, Chromadorea, Rhabditida, Trichostrongylidae. The record is from the annotation of a GenBank genome assembly.